This is a messenger RNA of Saprolegnia diclina VS20, 381 nucleotides long. RefSeq lists its product as hypothetical. Lineage: Eukaryota; Oomycota; Saprolegniomycetes; Saprolegniales; Saprolegniaceae. The coding region runs from base 1 to 381 and encodes 126 amino acids. The record is from RefSeq and is a predicted model, not a curated record. The transcript has 2 exons.
AUGCGCUGCGUCUUUCGCGACUGCUCCGAGCCCGUGCUCUCCAACUCGGACAAGUGUGCAUUUCACAAGAACCGCCGCCUCUGCUCGGUCAUUGGCUGCGAAAACCAAGUCUACGCCCGCAAGCUCUGCGUCAAGCACGGCGCACGCAAGCGCUGCUCGUUCCCGAAAUGCCGCGCCUACACACAAGGCCAUGCCGCGUGUCCCGACCACCACGUCUGGCUCCCCCAAGGCCUCGUCACCACCGACAUCGCUGCCGUACAGUCCGAGCAGCGUCGCUGGCUUUGCAGAGAGAGCCUCGACGCCGUCGUCGUUGCCUGUACACCGCAGUGGCUUGACGCUAUCGACCUCGCCUGGCUGGACGUGAUUGAGCGAGCCAUUUAA